Messenger RNA from Petromyzon marinus (sea lamprey), 5986 nucleotides. Its product is annotated as solute carrier family 12 member 1. The record is from RefSeq and is a predicted model, not a curated record. NCBI's taxonomy places the organism in Eukaryota, Metazoa, Chordata, Hyperoartia, Petromyzontiformes, Petromyzontidae. Gene Ontology annotation, molecular function: ammonium channel activity; sodium:potassium:chloride symporter activity. Gene Ontology annotation, biological process: potassium ion homeostasis; cell volume homeostasis; sodium ion homeostasis. Gene Ontology annotation, cellular component: apical plasma membrane.
UUGUAGCAGCUGCUGUUGUAGCUUCUGUAGUUGCUGUAGUAGCUGUUGUAGCAGCUGUUGUAGCAGCUGUUGUAGCUGCUGCUGUAGCUGCUGUAACUACUGCUGUAGCAGCUGUAGUUGUAGCUGCUGCUACAGCUGUAGUUGUAGCUGCUGCUGCAGCUGUAGUUGUAGCUGCUGCUACAGCUGUAGUUGUAGCUGCUGCUGCAGCUGUAGUUGUAGCUGCUGCUGCAGCUGUAGUUGUACCUGCUGCUACAGCUGUAGUUGUAGUUGUAGCAGCUGCUACAGCUGUAGUUGUAGCAGCUGCUACAGCUGUAGUUGUAGUUGUAGCAGCUGCUACAGCUGUAGUUGUAGCUGCUGCUGCUCGCCACUGGCGUUGUAAGCGGCCGGCGGCUGCACGUGAAGCCGCUCGCGGAGCUCAACGGCCACCGGGCACAGAGACAUUUCUCAUUCAUCAGCAGGGGUGGGCUGUGUGUGUGUGUGAAGGCGUCUAUCAUUAGUAGUGUUGUUGUUGUUGUAAGAAGACGACGGCGGGAGAGAGUGAGAGAGAGGCCGUAGAGAGAGAGCAAAGCUGUGCGGACGGGCGCACAUAGACACGCGGACGAGGCUGAGAGCUACCGCCACGUAGAAGCUUCACAGAGGAACGGGAGAAGCGGGUAGAAUGGAGCCACCCUCGGGUGAAAUGUCAAGCCUGCAGCUGGCAGCCAGCAGCGGCCUGGGUGGCAGCCGCUUCCAAGUGAACGUGGUGGAGGAGGAGGCGGCCGCCGCCGCUGCUGCAGCCGCCGCGGCCGCCGCAGCCGCAGCCGCCGCAGAUGGCGAGGGGCAGCCGGAGCGGGGAUCGCAGGAGCCGCCGGGCACCCAAGAGGAAGCGCAGGAGCGAGCGAGCGAGGACGGGCCGGAGGAGCGAGGGGAGCAAGGGGAGCAGCAGCAGAAGAAGCAGCCGCCACACGGCAACAUGAGCGACCCGAGCCACAAGGAGGAGGGCAAGGCCGGGCGCUUCCGCGUGAACUUCGUCAACAGCCGCUCGCGCAGCAACAGCAGCAGCAGUGGCGGGGGCGGCGGUGGGGCCGGCGGGGAGACGUCGCGCAGCGAGGGCAGCUACCACGCGUACGACACGCACACCAACACCUACUACCUCCGCACGUUCGGCCACAACACCAUCGAUGCCGUGCCGCACAUCGACUUCUACCGCAAUGCCGGCUCGCACCUGGGCGACAAGCUGGUGCGGCCCACGCUCGCCGAGCUGCACGACGAGGAGCAAGGGGACGGCAUGGGAGACAUGGACGGGCUGGUGAACGGAGAAGGCGCCUCCGCAGGGAGCGCCACCCUGCUGCAGACGGGUGACCAGGGCGGCGUCGUCAAGUUCGGCUGGAUCAAGGGGGUGCUGGUACGAUGCAUGCUCAACAUCUGGGGCGUGAUGCUCUUCAUCCGCUUGUCGUGGAUCGUCGGGCAGGCCGGCAUAGGCCUUGCCGCCACCAUAAUUCUGCUGGCUACCCUGGUAACCACAAUCACAGGGUUGUCCACCUCCGCCAUUACGACCAACGGAUUUGUGCGAGGAGGUGGUGCGUACUACCUGAUCUCGCGGAGCCUGGGUCCCGAGUUUGGCGGCUCCAUCGGCCUCAUCUUCGCGUUUGCCAAUGCGGUCGCCGUGGCGAUGUACGUGGUGGGCUUUGCUGAGACGCUGCGAGACAUCCUCAAGGAAAACAACGCGCUGAUGAUCGACGAGACGAACGACAUCCGCAUCAUCGGCAUCAUCACCAUCAUCUUGCUCUUAGGAAUAUCGGUGGCCGGCAUGGAAUGGGAGGCCAAGGCUCAGAUCGUCCUCCUGGUCAUCCUGCUGCUGGCCAUCGCCAACUUCCUCAUUGGCACCUUCAUCCCCCCGACUGAGGAAAAGAAGAGCAGAGGAUAUUUUGGCUACCAAGCGAAAAUUUUUUCGGAGAAUAUGGGACCCGAUUUCCAAAACGGAGAAACCUUCUUCUCGGUGUUUGCCAUCUUCUUCCCGGCGGCAACCGGUAUCCUGGCGGGGGCCAACAUCUCCGGGGACCUCGCCGACCCCCAGGCAGCCAUCCCGCGCGGCACGAUGCUGGCCAUCCUCAUCACCACCAUCACGUACCUCGGCGUCGCCAUGAGCACAGGCUCGGUGGCGGUGCGCCACGCCACGGGCCGCAUCAACGACUCGCUGGCGCUGAGCGGCUCUGCCACCAACUGCUCGGGCGCGGCGUGCGACUUGGGCUACGACUUCUCCUUCUGCAGGGAGCACGAGUGCAAUUACGGCCUCAUCGACAACGUGCAGCUGAUGACGAUGGUUUCGGGCUUCGGGCCACUCAUCACGGCCGGAAUUUUCGCGGCCACGCUGUCAUCCGCCCUCGCAUCGCUCGUCAGCGCCCCCAAGGUCUUCCAGGCGCUGUGCAAGGACAACAUUUACCCAAAGAUGCAGAUGUUCGCCGUGGGCUACGGCAAGAACAACGAGCCGAUCCGCGGCUACAUCCUCACCUUCAUCAUCGCCAUCGCCUUCAUUCUCAUCGCCGAACUCAACGUGAUCGCCCCGAUCAUCUCCAACUUCUUCCUGGCCUCGUACGCGCUCAUCAACUUCUCCUGCUUCCACGCCUCUCUCGCCAAGUCCCCAGGCUGGCGCCCGGCGUUCAAGUACUACAACAUGUGGGUGUCGCUGUUCGGUGCGGCGCUCUGCUGCGGCGUGAUGUUCGUCAUCAACUGGUGGGCCGCCCUCGUCACCUACGUCAUCAUUUUCAGCCUCUACAUCUACGUCACCUACCAGAAACCCGAUGUGAACUGGGGCUCGUCCACCCAGGCGCUGACUUAUCUCAACGCGCUGCAGAACUCGAUCCGUCUGUACGGCGUGGAGGACCACGUCAAAAACUUCCGGCCGCAGUGCCUGGUGCUGACGGGCCCCCCGGAGUCUCGCCCGGCGCUUGUGGACUUCGUUCACGCCUUCACCAAGAACGUGGGCCUCAUGGUGUGCAGCCAUGUUUGCGUGGGCCCGCGGAGGCAGGCGCUCAAGGAGCUGACGGCCAACGCCUCCAAGCAGCACCAGUACCUGCUGCGCCAGCGCCGCAAGGCGUUCUACUCGGCCGUGUGCGCCGACGACCUGCGAGGCGGCACGCUCCACUUCCUGCAGGCGGCAGGGCUGGGCCGCAUGAAGCCCAACACGCUGGUGAUCGGCUUCAAGAAGAACUGGCGGCGAGCCGAAUCCAAGGAUGUGGACGAGUACAUCAACAUCAUCCACGACGCGUUUGACUUCCAGUACGGCGUGCUGGUGUUCCGCCUGCACGAGGGCCUCGACGUGUCGCACAUCGUGCAGAUCCAGGAGGAGCUCCGCCUGCUGGAGAAAGAGCGCGAGGAGGAGAAGGACAUGGAGACGGAGAAGGGAGGCCUCACUGACGUGGUGGUGGGUGACAAAUCCGAGUCCAGCAGCCCCCAGGAGGCCACCGAACCGGGAACCCCACUGCGCAUCGUCACUGGCAGCGGCACCCCUGGAGCGGAGGAGGAGGAAGGCAAAGGGCAGCAGACAAAGCCUCUGCUGCAUAAAGGCAGGCCCGAGCACCAUGCUGAGCGCCGCAGCAAGCUGCACACCCUCCCGCUGACCAACUUCGACCAGAAGCUGCUGGACGCCAGCGCGCAAUUCAACAGCCGCCAGGGCAAGGGGACCAUCGACGUGUGGUGGCUGUUUGACGACGGAGGCCUCACCCUGCUCGUGCCCUACCUGCUCACGACCAAGAAGACGUGGCGCGACUGCAAGAUCCGAGUGUUCAUCGGCGGCAAAAUCAACCGCAUCGAUCAUGACAAGCGCGUGAUGGCGACGCUCCUGAGCAAGUUCCGCAUCGACUUCUCGGACAUCGAGGUGCUAGGAGAUAUGAACACAAAGCCGGACAAGGAUAGCGUGAAGGCGUUCGAGGAGAUGAUCGAGCCGUACCGCCUGCACGAGGAGGACCUGGACGCCGAGGAGGCGGAGAAGCUGCGGCAGGAGAACCCCUGCAAGAUCUCCGAUGACGAGCUGGAGAGGUUUCGCGACAAGACGUACCGUCAGAUCCGGAUGAAUGAGUUGCUGCAGCAGCACUCCCGCAGGGCGAACCUCAUUGUCAUGAGCUUGCCGGUGGCGCGCAAGGGAGCGGUCUCGAGCACGCUCUACAUGGCCUGGCUGGAGGUGCUGUCGAAGAACCUACCGCCCACACUGCUCGUCCGCGGAAAUCACCAGAGUGUGCUGACGUUCUACUCGUGAGCGCCGGCGGGCGGAGGCUGGGUAGUGGGGGGGCGUGGGGGGCGUGCGAAGGUGGUUGGGAAGCGCAUGUCUGUACCCUUUUGAGAGAGGAGCAACGCAAGUUUGGGGGGUCUCCGUUGCGUUUUCACUGGAAAGCGGUUUGGCCUGCUCUUUUGAUUGCGUCGGCCUCGCUUGUUGGGCGUUCAACGCGAGUUUUUAGACUGGGUUUUUGCCGGAGCAUAGAAAGAAAGCGUGCAAUGUGUGUUUCGUUUAAUUUUUUUUUUGCUACCGGAAAGGAGUGGGGUAGAUGGGGCGGCGUUUGGAGGCGCUUUUGGGCAGGUGUGGAGGGUAAUGAAAUAGUAGCAUUGUUUUAAUUGAAACUUGUCUCGUUAGUUUUUUGAAGAAAUGUUUAGGUUUAUUAAUGUGUAGAGACGGACCGGGUUGCCUGCUGUACGUGCUUUAUUUUUUGUUUGUUAUCAUAACAGGCCUCGGUUUUUAAGGAUGGUCAUUGAACAAUGGAAAGGGAGGCCGAAGGUUGGCAAUGCGCGUAGACAUUUUUGUAGCAAAGUCUUCGACAUUCACAGGGUGCAAACCUGCCGUUUAUGUAGUCCUGAUUUCUGAAUGCAGUUGCGUUGACGUUUGAGGGUUCGCUGUCAGUUGUUAUUUGUCCGUAUGCAGUUCUUUCAGCCGCAAGUUUUUAAGUGCCUUUUGGUGUCAUACAGGAUAGGGGGGUGUAAAUGAUAAUUUUAUUUUCCACGAAUGCGAGGGAGUUGCGAGCGGCCCAUGUCAAUUUCACACAUGACUGACGGGUGCCGUUGUUGGUGGCAUCAUCAGCCACGAUCAAUCCGCUGCUGGAUGAAGAUCUCCCACAAAGCCAUCGCCAUCACGCACCGCGGCCUUGCAAUGCAAGGAUCCUUCUCACUCCUGCACACGGGAUGAUUCAAUUGCUCCACCAUCACGGUGGACAUUCACUUGACUACAAGAGGACAAAGUGUCGUGGUUAACUUUGUGUGGUAGGUGGCAUUGGUGUUGAGUGGAUAAAGGUGUGUUUGAUGGGGGCCUUAACACAUUGACUGCCAUAUGACCGACGAUGGGUCACACGCUAUCCAAGCUCUUUAUACACCCCCAUAAAUUGUUUUUGGGUUGUACCGCGCAUCAUUUUGCAUGAUUCGGCCGACGUUUCGCGCCACGUGCUUCGCAGAUUCCGCUUUAAUUCAAUUCCGGAACGAGCUUCUGGCACACAAAAUGAAAUGUCGAACAUUGCACCGAAUCAAUGCGUGAUAAAAACCUGGAAACGCAUCAGAGAGCCAUACAGCACGAAAGUGAAAACCACACGUUUGCCUUUCAACACCUGUCCUCCUUAUUCCUUUCAGUGACAACAACCAUGUCUAGGGCAACAAUGCAACAAGAACGGUCACUUCCGGGUCAUAUGGGUCCACGGGGAAUAAGCGGCAUAUGACCCCAAGGUUUAUUUUCAAUCAAGGGUGGGGAUUGUACAGCAGUUGGCACGUUUGAUGGGAGGGUUCACUCGGGUGGUCAGUGUGUGCGAGUGACGACGGGGCUCGCAGGGUUGAUUUUAAAUGGCUUGGUUCUGCUGCUUUCGCUUUAUUCUCUAUACACAGCUCGCUGGGUUUCUGAAUGAUUGGAAGGGUGGCGUAAAUCCAAAAAACAAAUGUGUUCUUCCAAAGUGAUGUGUAAUUAUGUCCCUUUUAAUUGUAUGCUUGGGCAGAAUUGCAAGCCUUUAUAGUUAAAUGCAAUAAAUUGUUUAUGGAA